Messenger RNA from Photinus pyralis (common eastern firefly), 5457 nucleotides. RefSeq lists its product as uncharacterized. The transcript has 2 exons. Gene Ontology annotation, biological process: DNA integration. The record is from RefSeq and is a predicted model, not a curated record. Gene Ontology annotation, molecular function: nucleic acid binding. Bases 1 to 5457 code for a protein of 1818 amino acids. NCBI's taxonomy places the organism in Eukaryota, Metazoa, Arthropoda, Insecta, Coleoptera, Lampyridae.
AUGGUAAUGGAAGGAGAUUUGGCACUAAUUUCGAGUUCGGGGAAACUACCAGCAGUACAAGUAGCGGUACUUCUGCAUAGUAUUGGUGAAGAUGCUCUAGAGUCAUUUAUGCCAAAGAAGAGUGAGCGGUUGAAUAAUGGGCGUCCACCACCUUACCUCGAGGAAUUUGUUACUGGAAGUUUAUCUGACGAUUCAAACGACGACAAAGACUUGGAUGUAACAAUCAAAAUGGAAGAUUCUAGGGUUACAUCACUUUUGGAAGGACUUACGAAUCAGAUUACAUUGAUGCAAGCACAGCUGAUGCAAAAUACAGAGGUACAGACAAGGAUGGAAGAGAAGAAUAAUGAACUUCAUCAGAAGCUGGAAGCUACAAAUCGACAACUAGCUGAAGUUCAGCGAACGAUGAAAAUUGAAGUCCCUCCUACAACUCGAUCAUCAGCUAUACUGAAUAAUACAGUCCCAGUAACAUUACCUGCACAGCUUGAUACGCCUUCGCCUUCGAUAACUCCGACAAGAAAUUCUACGCACCAACAGUCAACACUUUCAUGUUCAAUUCCUAGUUUUUCUGUUUACCCAAAUAACCCUGUAUAUUGGCAACAGCAUCCAUCGUUACCUGUCAGAAAGUAUUUAGUAGCAUUGCCAAAGUUUGAUGGAAAUCCUUGCGACUGGCUGGUUUUCAAUGCAGAGUAUAAAAGAACUACGACAGAGUUUGCAUAUACUUCUUCAGAAAAUACAACGAGACUAAACAGUAGUUUGCAAGGGAAAGCUCGUGAGCUUGUUCAGUGGUUAUUAAUUCACGACGACAUGGCGGAGAAGAUCAUGGAGAGAUUGUAUAGCAGGUUUGGUCGACCAGAACUUUUAGUGGACGCACAAAUUACUAUGUUGAAGAACAUUCCCGGAAUCUGUGAAAAUAAUGUGGGACAGAUUAUUCCUUUUGCUGACAAAGUGAUCAACUUUAGUCACUUUAUGUUAACUUGUUCUAGUCAACAUCAGCUUGCCAAUCCCACACUGCUUAAUGAGUUGAUCUUAAAGCUCCCAAUGAAUAUGAGAAUUGCAUGGGCCUCUCAUAUUAGUUCACUGACUGGUGUCCCGUCUAUAUUAGAUUUUAGUAACUGGAUUGAAGUUAAAGCCGACAACAUAGCCAGAGUUCCUGUGUGCAAUUCUUUGAUUUCUCCGACAGAGAAAAAGACGACACCCAAGAAAUAUCAAAUGCUUCACACUUCCAACGUUACAAGUAAGAAAGAAAUGAACUGUGUCUUAUGCGAAAAGAACCAUUUCAUCGCUAACUGCCCGGAUUUUUUGAAUAAAUCUACAGAUGAUAAAUGGAAGUUAGUAACAGAAAAGAAAUUGUGUUUUUCUUGUUUGAAAUUUGGACAUUCUACUAGAAUGUGCCGCAUUAGAAAGUCUUGCAAUAAGAAUGGAUGUAACAGAGUUCAUCAUCCUCAAUUACACAGUGAAUGUCAAGAUAAUAAAUCUACGCCAACGGUUUUAAAUAUGGAAGUAUCCUGUCAUGCUGCGUUGAAAGCAAAUGAAUCCAAGGUGUUGUUUAAAGUAGUUCCAGUAAAAUUAUACAAUAGAGGAGAAGUUGUUUCCACGUAUGCAUUGAUUGAUGAGGGAUCAAGCGUAAGUCUGAUCAAGAGAACCGUAGCUGUACGUUUGAAGUUGAAGGGACCUAUGCGAAAGUUGAAUCUCCAAUGGUUCGGAGACCACUGUAGUUCUGAAGAAACUGAAAUCGUUAAAUUUAACAUAUCUGGAAUCCAUAACAAUGCCGAAGUGUUUGAGAUGAGGAAUGUGUGUACCGUAAACAAUCUUUGUCUUCCAAUGCAAACUGUAGACAUGAAUCAACUUCAUUCCAAAUAUGACUACUUACAAAAUCUUCCUAUUGCCAGCUAUACUGACGCCCGACCAGAGCUAUUAAUAGGAUUGGACUUUUGUCAUUUGGGAUUAUCGAACAGAAAGAUUCAACAAACAUCAAAUGGACCUAUUGUUGCAGAAAGUCCUCUUGGUUGGAUAGUUUAUGGAAGAACAGUUGACAAUGAGAUACAAUCAAGUCCAGAAAGAAUGUUUCAUGUGAGAGGGUACUUUGACGACAUCCAUUCUAUUGUAAAAGACUAUUUUACCACUGAAAACUUUGGUGUUGAACUAUCAACAACACCAAGAGAGUCUUCUGAAACGGUUCGAGCGCGUCAACUGUUGGAAUCAACAACAAAAAAGGUCAAAGGUCGUUACGAAAGUGGUCUAUUAUGGAAAAACGAUGACAUAGUUUUACCAGAUAGUUACCCAAUGGCAAUCAGUCGAUUGAGAAAUGUUGAAAACAAGAUGAAAAAAGAACCUGUUUACGGUAUGAAGUACAAGGAAACUAUUGUCAGCUACGUGCAGAAAGGAUAUGCUCGUAAAUUGUCAUCUGAAGAGGUUGUUGAAAUUUCUCCACGGACUUGGUAUUUACCACAUUUCGGUGUACUGAAUCCAAAUAAGCCUGGAAAAUUCAGACUUGUAUUUGAUGCCGCGGCUAAAGUUGGAGAAACAUCCCUUAAUUCAUCAUUGUUGACAGGUCCAGAUCUAAAUCAGCCACUUCUCACAGUUUUAUCUAAAUUUCGUGAAGGUCAAGUUGGGGUAUGUGCUGACAUCAAGGAGAUGUUUCACCAGGUGAUAAUUCGUGAAGAAGACCAAAACUCUCAACGAUUUUUAUGGAGAAAUGAUAAAACUGGCGAAAUUGAGGUAUAUAAGAUGUUAGUUAUGAUAUUUGGAUCCACAUCUUCACCGACAACAGCUCAAUAUGUCAAAAACUUUCAUGCAACACAGUAUCUAGAAAGUCAUCACGAAGCGGCCAAAGCAAUUAUUGAACGACAUUACGUUGACGAUUACGUUAAUAGCUUUCACACCGAUGAACAGGCAAUAACUGUAUCCAUGAUGGUUAAAAAUAUUGAGAUGGCUGGUGGUUUUGAAUUACGAGGUUUUAUAUCAAAUUCAAGAAAGGUUACUUCGAUCUUGAAUCAGGAACAAGGUGAUCAACUAUAUCAAGUGGAUAUGAACUUGGACAAAUCCUCUACAUGUGAUAAGAUACUGGGCAUGGUAUGGGACACAUCCACUGACGAGUUCAAAUUCAACUUGAAGUUUAAUCGUUUAGAAUCGACAGUAAUCACUUGUGAAAGAAUUCCAACAAAGAGAGAAUUUUUAGCGAUUGUCAUGUCAGUAUAUGAUCCGUUCGGAUUCUUAGCGGAUUUUCUUGUAUACAUGAAGGUACUCUUGCAACUUGUAUGGAGGUCUGGUGUAGAAUGGGAUCAACCAAUACCUACACAUCUUUACGAGCGAUGGUGUGCAUGGAGUCGAGAAUUAACAAAGGUUAGUCACUUUCGUAUUACACGUUGUUACUCAAAGGGACUGCGGAUGCCAAAAGCUGUUGAACUUCACAUAUUUGUAGACGCGAGUGAAGUCGCUUUUUCAGCAGUGUGCUACCUUCGAGUUACUUCGCAAAAUGAAGUUACAGUAUCAUUCGUCAUGGGGAAAACUAAAUGCGCACUUGUCAAAUACCUUUCCAUCCCAAGGCUCGAAUUGCAGGCAGCAAUUCUUGGAGUUAGAAUGUAUAAAACUGUUUUGAGAUCUCACAGUUUUGUUAUUUCAAAAUCGACAUUUUGGAGCGAUUCGAAAACUGUACUUCAUUGGAUCAAGGAUGACAUAAGAAAAUACAAGACAUUCGUUGCUAAUAGAGUGGGUGAAAUUUUGGAUUCAACAGAACCCACUCAAUGGAACUGGGUUUCAACACAUGAAAAUGCUGCUGAUGAUGCGACACGUGACAUUUAUCCACCUCAGUUCAAACCUAAUCGAAGGUGGAUAAACGGACCAGAAUGGUUGAAGCAAGACAAAAGUAAAUGGCCUCAUCAAACAGAUUGUCAUGUAGUAAAUGAUGAAGACCUAGAACUACAACCACCAAAACAUGUAGUUAUGAUGAUUCGUGAAAAUAUGAUUCAAUUUAACUUUGCAAAUAGCUCGAGUUAUUUCAAAAUUUUACGUACAGCUGCUUGGAUGAUACGUUUUGUAAAGAAUUUAAAAGCUAAAGCUUCCAACAUGAAUUUGCAUACAGGUGAACUAAAAGUUGAGGAAGUAAGACAGGCUGAAAUUUUGAUAUUCCGAACUGUACAGAUGGAAACUUUUCACGAAGAAUACGAUUCACUGACUAAUCGUGUUCCUAUCAGCAAAUCAAGCGAUAUAUAUAAGUUGACACCAGCCUUGGAUGAAGAUGGGAUUAUUAGAUUAAAUGGACGAAUUGACAACGCUCCUACACUACCAAUGAGGACCAAGCGACCUAUAAUUUUACCAAAACAACAUCCAGUCACAAAACUUGUCAUCAGUCAUUAUCAUCGUUUAUGUCACCACCAAAACGAAGAAUUGAUCAUUUGUGAAAUUCGGCGAAAAUUUUGGAUUAACGAUUUACGUGUUUUAGUAAGGUCAUCUAAACGCCAAUGUCAGCAAUGUAAAAAUGAAACAGCUCAACCAGAGGUGCCACAAAUGGGACAGUUACCACUAGAUCGCCUAACUCCAAACAUUCGACCGUUUACGUACACCGGACUAGAUUAUUUUGGACCUGUUCAUGUUACAAUUGGAAGAAGACGUGAAAAGAGGUGGGUGGCAUUAUUUACUUGCUUGACGAUUCGUGCAGUACAUCUCGAAAUUGCACAAGACUUAUCGACAGAUUCUUGUAUCAUAUGCCUCCGAAACUUUAUGAAUUUGAGAGGAGUUCCAGUUAGAAUCCGAUCAGACAACGGAUCUAAUUUCCUCGGAGUGAAGGGUGAGUUGAUGACAGUUGAAAAUUUGUAUAAUAAAGAUGCCAUAAUAUCGGAAUCCACAAUGAAAGGAAUAGAAUGGCUGUUUAAUUGUCCUUCCAAUCCAUCAGCGGGUGGAUGUUGGGAGCGACUAGUGCGAUCUAUUAAAAGAGUUCUCAAACAUUCGUUAAAGGAAGUAGCUCCGAGGGUUGAAACAUUACGCAGUUACUUGCUUGAAGCAGCAAACAUGGUGAACUCUAGACCAUUGACUCAUGUACCUGUGUCAGCAUUAGAAGAACAUCCAUUAACACCAAAUUCUUUCUUAAUUGGAGAUACAAAUGUUAUACAAUCACCUUAUACGCCAGACGAAAAAUUAUGGACGUUUCGAAAGCAAUGGAGAGUGGCAAAUGCUUUAAAAAAUCAUUUUUGGCGUAGGUGGAUAAGAGAAUAUUUACCUAUACUAACCAGGAGAACAAAGUGGUUUGAAAAGAAGGAGCCGAUCAAAGUAGGAGAUCUAGUAAUCAUUUGUGAAGACGAUGUUCAUCGAAAACAAUGGAUACGGGGAAUAGUAGAGAAAGUUUUUCCUGGUAAAGACGGUCAAGUACGGAGAGCAGAAAUACGAACAAAUGAUCGACUUCUUCAGAGACCUGCAUCUAAGCUUGCAGUUCUGGAUGUCAUUAGUAAAUCAACCCAGUGA